This is a messenger RNA of Alternaria viburni, 3417 nucleotides long. RefSeq lists its product as uncharacterized. The record is from RefSeq and is a predicted model, not a curated record. The coding region runs from base 1 to 3417 and encodes 1138 amino acids. Lineage: Eukaryota; Fungi; Ascomycota; Dothideomycetes; Pleosporales; Pleosporaceae. The transcript has a single exon.
AUGGCUUCACACCACGAGCUCAACGUCCUAGUCCUCUCGCUUCUCACACAAACCAACACCGUUGCCCUACCGAACCCGUACGCGAAGAAUCUACACGAUCUCGACGAGAACGAAUCCGCACAGGCUCAGUCGACACCAGAACAUGAUACAAAUGAGCAGAUUGCGACGGAUAUCGCGGAGUACAAGACACAGAAUGAGGAGAUGCGGAAGCUCAACAACCGCAGGACUGAAUUCCGUGAUUUGACGGUCAGACAGUUAGAAUGGACCAAGAGCCUCAACCACGAGCUCGGUCAGAAGAGCCGCCGUCUAGAAGAGCUCGAUCAGAAGAACCUCCGUCUAAAAGAGCUUGAAGCCGAGACUUUAGCUCUUCGGAUGCGCCCUACAGAGGAGGAUCUCGACGCUGCCAUCCAGGCAAAAGCUUUCAUGCAAGAAGAUCUGGACUUCCACCGGAGAAUCACAGCAGGAUACCAAUUGAGGCCCUCAAGAAAGCAGUAUGACGAUGCCAUUGGAGCCAACAACGUACUGGAGACUCGUAUCUCUGAACUGGAAAAGAGACCAACACAACAGCGACUAGAGGAAGCCGUCAAGAGUGCUACCAGGUUGCUGCUUAACGAACUUGAACAGCGUCCGACACAGCAGCACUUGGACGAUGCUAUCACGAACGCUGUUCGCCCGCUGAAGGAGCAGAUCUUUGAGCUAGAGAAGAGGCCAACACAACAGAUGCUGGAGGAUGCGGUCGAGAAAAAGACCAGUCCCCUUGCAAUCAAUAUCGCUACCCUCAAGCAGCGGCCCACUCAACAGGCCCUACAAGACGCCGUCACAAUCGCGAUUAACCCGUUGAACACCAAGAUCGCCACCCUCGAGCAGCGUCCCACUCAGAAGGCCCUACAAGACGCCGUCACAGACGCGACUGACCCGUUGAACACCAAGAUCGCCACCCUCGAGCAGCGCCCUACUCAAACGAUGCUUGCCGCAGCUGUUGCAACGGCCACUGGUCCGCUGAACACGCAGCUGACGCACCUCCGACAACGUCCCACCCAAGCGAUGCUUAACGCGGCUGUUGCAACAGCCACUGGUCCGCUGAACACGCAGCUGACGCACCUCCGACAACGUCCUACCCAAGCGAUGCUUGCCGCAGCUGUUGCAACAGCCACUGGUCCUAUAAACACGGAGCUGACGCGCCUCCGACAACGUCCCACCCAAGCGAUGCUUAACGCGGCUGUUGCAACAGCCACUGGUCCGCUGAACACGCAGCUGACGAACCUCCGACAACGUCCUACAGAGCAGAACCUACAAGACGCUGUAGCACAAGCAUCCGAACAUCUCAAUAACCAGAUUACUGAGCUCAAGAAGCGUCCCACUCAAGAAGACGUGGAUAAUGCCAUGGCCAACGCGACUAGGCCGCUGGAAGAGGAAGUUGUCUCGCUGAGACAACGCCCAAGCGCUACGGAUUUGGAGAAUGCUGUCGCAAACUCCAAGGCAGGACUCCAAGAAGAGUUACAGAAAAAGGUCGAUGAGAUCUCAGGUCUAGAGAAGCGGCCAACUCAAGAGAAGCUGGAGAGCGAGAUUGCUUCCGUCCGACAAGCUAUGGGACAUCAGCUUACUGAAGCGCAACUAUCCAUAUCUCGUCUUGAAGAGCGUCCAACACAACAACACCUCGAAUCUUCCGUCAGGGGAGCUAAGCAGCCCUUGGAGAACUCCUUGACUCUCUGCCGACAGGAUAGAGACCAUUGGAAGGAACAGUUCGAGGACGCCAAAGAAGCGAACAGAGUUGAUACGGACAAGAAGAACGAAAAAUUCCAGAUAGAGAUAAGAGAACUUGAGACCCGCGGAGAAGAGGCUAAGACCGCGUUGCAAGACAAGUUGCGAGAUGCGAAAGCAUCCAAUGAUCACACACUUGGAGUUCGAGACGAUACCAUCAGAAAGCUGACGAACGACGUUCUAUAUCAGAUGAAUAAAGAACAAGAACUAUCCGGGCUCUUACAAUCAAGAGACACUGAACUUGAACAGUUAAGAGUCGAUGCGCAUGUCGCUUUGAUCACCGAGCGCAAGCAGUGGCAAGCCGAAAAGAAAGAGCAACAGGAAACCAAGGAGAACCAAACUCAAUCGAACCUACGCCAGUUGUACCGGCGAUAUGCCUCAGCGGAAGAAGGCCGCAAACAUGCUUUACGAUGGAUGAAGAUCUCAUUCGCCGCGUUGUACACGAUAUGGGGCCAAAAGCAGGCCAUAAUGGAUACAACAGGCGCGCAACUUCGGCGGCAGCGGGAAGCGAUUGAGAAACUUGACUGUGCUGCUAGCGAGUUCCAGAAGACCCAACAUAGGCUCGAAAUGGAUCUUGAGGUCGCUGAGAAGCUUUACGAGGAGAUCAAGACUGCCUUGGCCAGCGCUGAAGGUGAUACUGCUGAGACCGGUCGAGCUCGCGACGACGCGCAAGAGGAGGUUCGCAGACUUACAGAGACUCUUCGCCUAUCACGAGAGAUGGUCGCAACCGGCGAAGCCAAGCUUGCAAAAACUCGUCAGUCUAUCACAGAAAUGGAGGCCAGAGUCAAAACAACUGAAGAUGCGACCUUGGCCGCUAACAGCAAGACCUCGUCGGAACUUACCCAGGUGACAGAACAACUUGCCAAGGUCAAGGAGGCAUCCAAAGCGGAUACCACAGGAUUCAACGCUUCCCUUGAGACAUCAAAAAGGGAGGCUAGCAAGCAGCAGCAGGCCCUUGAGCAGUUCAAGGCUGGAGUUGAGAAGAAGCGGGCAGCGCUGGGUAAAAGGCUCCAGGAUGUUGCACAUGAGAAGAAGCUGCAAGAGCCUGAUGAGCUUCUCACUGUUGACGAACAUCAGCUGUUGGUCGAUGUUCAACAAAAGAUAUCGGAGAUUCGGACACGUCACACGGAAGUUCUCGCCUACAACUUCAGACUGAAACAUCAGCGCUGCAGGUUGCUAGGCCUGAUAUACAAUCAUAUCGGUAUCGCUGCACCUUACAACAGCAAAGCUGAGUUUCAGAAGGAUUACGACGACUUGGAAGUAGCCAUGGAUUUACGGGUCAAACUAUGUCUUCAGUUCAUGGAAUUGGAAGAGAAGCUGCAGGAUGCGUGCCACGAAAAGGUAGCGUCUCUCGGUCGUGUCGUGGCACGACUGUUAGCUCAGAACAAGACACUCUCCGACCUAAUGGAAGCGCCUGUUCAAUGUGGAUGUGCGAGCACCAUCUCGGAUUUGGGCAACCGCGUCAGGGAUUUAGAGAAGAAACUUGGCGACUCCAUUGAGCAAACUAGACGGGCGGUUGGAAGGUAUCAAGCCACCACUAAAUCGAUGCUCAGAGACAUCGAGCUGCUACACAACGAGCUCACGACUGUCAGCGGCGCCUACAACAUGAUCAAACAGUUUGUGGACGACAAGGUCAAGACAGGAGCUCUGAGAUAG